This is a messenger RNA of Dunckerocampus dactyliophorus (ringed pipefish), 5371 nucleotides long. RefSeq names its product ectonucleoside triphosphate diphosphohydrolase 3 (gene entpd3). Bases 88 to 1611 code for a protein of 507 amino acids. The record is from RefSeq and is a predicted model, not a curated record. The transcript is spliced from 10 exons. Gene Ontology annotation, cellular component: plasma membrane. Gene Ontology annotation, biological process: nucleoside diphosphate catabolic process. Lineage: Eukaryota; Metazoa; Chordata; Actinopteri; Syngnathiformes; Syngnathidae. Gene Ontology annotation, molecular function: UDP phosphatase activity; GDP phosphatase activity.
AUCUGUAGACCUCUCCCAUUCACAGAACAACAAUCAGUCUCUUCGUCUCCUCCUCAGGCUCAUCCUCUGUAGCUGCUUCUCGAGGAAAUGGCUUCCAAGGGGAAAAUAGGCUACAAGUGUCGCAUAGCCGCAGUUCUGCUCCUCCUCCUGGCCAGCAUUGCUGCUCUCAUUGCGGUCGCCGUCAUCCAGGGCAACUGGAGGUCCAAAGAGUAUACCUUAGAGUACGGCAUAGUGAUCGACUCAGGAUCAUCCCGGUCCAACAUCUAUGUGUACGAGUGGCCCGGGGAGAAGGAGAAUGAAACAGGAGUGGUGACGGAGAAACUGAAUUGUAGGGUUGCAGGUGCUGGAAUAUCAGACAUGAAAAUCGACCCAAAGAAAGACGCACAAUCAUGGGAAGGCUUCAAAGAAUGCAUGAAAAAUGUCUCUGCGACCAUUCCUGCGAAAAAGCACAAAACCACCCCUCUCUUUUUGGGAGCCACUGCUGGAAUGAGAUUGUUACAAGAGAAGGAGCCACAGCGGGCCAAUGAAAUCCUGGAAAGUCUGAGAGAAUACCUGCAGUCUCUGCCCUUUGACUUCCAAAAUGCAUCCAUCAUUACUGGUCAGGAGGAAGGACUUUUUGGGUGGAUUACUGUCAACUAUCUCUUGGGAAACUUCCUUGAGAAAAACCUAUGGAAUACCUACGCUCGUCCACAGGCCUCAAAGACGAUGGGCUCAAUGGACCUUGGUGGUGCAUCGACACAGAUCGCCUUUGCCGUUGAGGAUAAGCUGAUGGGACCUGACUAUAUGCACAUCAAACUGUACGGUUACUCUUACAAUGUCUACACUCACAGUUUCCUCUGCUAUGGCAAAAAUGAGGCUGAGAAGAAGAUUCUGGACAAAGUCAUUCAGGGAUCAUCAUCAAACAGUGACUACAUUACCAACCCCUGCUACCCAGUGGGCUUCAACAUGACCAUGAAGGCCUCAUCCAUUUAUGACACAGAGUGCACAAAGAUACCAAAAAACUACAGCCUGAAUCAAGACUACUUCAUGGUGGGAUCGGGCGACUCAGACCAAUGUAGGAGAGUAGUGGAAUCCAUAUUUGAUUUCAGCCCAUGUUCUUCUGCCCACUGUUCCUUCAAUGGAGUCGAGCAGCCGCCAGUCACUGGGGAAUUCUUGGCAUACGCAGGGUACUUCUACAUUGCCAGAGCUCUGCUGAUGAACGAAUCGAGUGAAUGGAUCAGACCAUCAGAGUAUGAUGAAUUCAGCAGCUUAACCACCCAAUUUUGCAACACGCCUUGGAGUGUGCUAAGGAUGGAAAAGACAUGGAUCUACGACAAACACCUUCGCACUUACUGCUUUGCUUCACAUUACAUCUUCACUUUGCUGACCAACGGUUACAAGUUUGACAAAGACACAUGGACAAGCAUUCACUUUGACAGAGAGGUGAAGAACACCAGUGUAGGUUGGAGUUUGGGCUACAUGCUAAGUAGCUCCAAUAUGAUCCCGUCGGAGGUGAAAGAAGUCCUCCCGUUGACCGAUCCUGUCUUUGCUGGCCUUAUCUUUUUAUUUUCAGCUCUAACCAUUGUUACUGUCACCUGCAUUUUCAUUAUUCUUAUUCGCAUGUGCUACUGAGCAGUGCCGGUCAUCUUACAUCGUUGCAAUUUGUCUGUGUAUCCCUUUAAGAGCCAUGUGAACAGCAUAUUUCUUAGGCAUUGUCUGAAUAGGCUUACGGAUGAGUAUUGGGGUCACACACAAACAAUAUGAAUAUAAUGGAAGUAUGACAAGGGCAGUGUGAAGACAUAAAAUAGGCACUUAGCAUAAAAAGAAUGCGUUAGUAGACUGAUCAAGUUACAUAUACAGUAUAACAAUGAAAUAAUCAUAUUCUGUUAUUCCUUUGUAAUUACUUCAAGGAUAUAGCGGAAGAAAUUAGGGGGUGUUAGUGCAUCGAUUCUCAAACUGUAGUAUGAGUACCACUGGUGGUACGUGGGCUUUAUCUCGUGGUACUAAGAAACACCAGAAAUGUUAAAAUAAAAAUAUAUAUUAUAAACAUAUACUGUACAUGCAUGAAACAAUCGUACCAAAAUAACUUGCAAGCCAAACCAAAGAUUUGCUGAAAUUGAAUUCAAAGAAAAUGUUGCUGAAAUUCCACGUAGGACUCCACAAGCCACUUUCCUGCCAAGCCUUCAUCCCCUCAAGGGCAUAUAGCUGCUGGAAGGUCAAAGGCGCUGUCUUUGACUGGACCAUGACCCUGCUUUAGCUUUGAACUUCCAGCAGGUGUCUGCACUAAACUGCAAUGGCAAGCCGAAGUAGCAAAAAUGGUGGCACUUGGUGCCCCAACGCAGGCAUGUUCAAACAUUGUCCACCGAGUGCUCCAUACAUAAAAAUUGAAGGAUGCGGGGCGGGGCCACUUUGAUACAUUUUGUGCAAAAUUUUGUGUAAAACCUAAGCCAAGGUAUGUCAGUUUAUGCUAAGCCAGUGAUGCUCAACUGGUGGGUCGCGGAGCCGUUUUCAGUGGGUUGUGGGGCCUUUGCCAAAAAAAAAAUGUAACGACCCGAUGUCUGUGAACGCGUGCCAAGCCACCACGACGUGCUUGCCAUGUUUAUGGGCGACUUGGUCAAGCUUGAGCGGGAGUGGAAGGACACCGAGUGCCGACUGAAGGCACUGUCCAUCCGUCAGACAGCUAGAUAGCAAGAUAUCUACUGGAGAAGAGUGCAGUAUAAAGCCAAAGCUCACGUUGUGUUGCGUAGGGAAAUUCCACCCACAACAGCUACAGUCUGACAGUACUGUUUGAUGCCCAAAAAUAAAUGCUCCUAUUAUUUUUAAUGGUUUAUAUAGCGCCUUUCUAGGUACCCAAAGCACUUCACAGUGAACCCAUUAUUCAUUCACUCCUCAUUUACACAUUAAACCUGCCUACUGAGUGUUGAAUCAGAGCAACUGGACUCGCUUGAUUUUUAACUUGUUUCACUUCUCAUCCAUGUGCAAAUGCUCUGAUUCAACUCCCCAGAUAUAACAUGCACUGAAAACCUUCACACACACUUUUUUUUUCCAAAUAAUUUGUGACUAUGGAUAAAAUGGAUAUGGAUAAAAACAUAUUGUUGCUGAACUGAUCAUGACACUUGUUUUGUGCUGGCACAUGUUAUUUUGUACUUGCACCAAUUCAAGCUGCACUUCAAUGUCUUUUCAUUAAAGGGACGGCAACUGGCUCAAAAUGACACCGUCAGCGCUUAGCAAAAGGCUCAUGCGUUUGUGUGUGUUACCACAAGAGCUCGGCUAACGCCCUCUAGGCAGCCGCAUGACCUUUGCAAACAGUCUAUUUACAUUUAAAAUGUAAAUAAAUGAAUGUCAUUUAUUAAAUAAAUACGAUUAUAUCCGGAAUUUGGGUCGCUGCUGUUGGUUGAAGGGUGAUGGUGAUUCCUGCAGCCAAACCAGUUGAGAAGCACUGUGCUAAGCUAUCUGAACAAAACAGCGAUAUCUAAUAUGUCUUGCUUUUUUUGGAGUUGUUUUAAUCCCAUGUUCAUAUAAAUAUGUCCAAAAGGUUCUUUACCUUUGCUGUUGUUGUAGAAACACAGUGUUCCAUGACUCCCAAAAAGUGUGUUUUCAUGUUAGCAGUGCUAAACACUACAACGUAUCCAAUGCAGCAUCUUAAGGUGCUUGGUUCCCCCUAGUGGAUGGCUAUGGUAUUGUUCAUAAUUACCUUUUUCCUAAUUACCUGAUUUUUUUCUAAUCUUUUUGUUUGGAAAUGAUCCUAUUACAAAAAGCAAAGUAGUACUUUGAUGAUUACUAUUUUCUUUGGCUUUCUGACCAACAGUGGCAUUUAUGAAUUUAAACAUCAAAAAGUCUAGCCUCAUUGCAAUGUACUGGAUGUACUGGAUAUUAUGGCUGCAUUUUUGUACAUUGAGAUUUGUAAAGGAAAUUGGUGUAAUAGAAAGCUUUUUUUUAAUAGAAAGUUGUUUUUUUAAAAAAACGACUGUAUAUUCAGACUGAGGCCUCAGUUUAAGUUUUGACUAUGAUAAUUUAAAACACUGGAUUUAGAGGCACAUAAGAAUGCAGUAUUCUAGUGUCUUUUUAUUAUUAUUAUUGUACAAGCUUGGUUUUAAUUAAGAGAACAUGCUUUUUUUAUCUCAGGGACACCGGAAUUGAAAGCAAUUAUUUCACCAUUUUAUUGACUGGACCUUUGUUUCACUGCGCUUCCAUAAAGAGUCAAGACCUUGCCCUGUUUUUCCUCCAAUAAUACAAAUGUAUGCACUUCAGUUGCACUAAAUGCAUAUGCAAAACAAUAGCGCGUUUGCUAUUGCUUUAUGUUGAUGUACUUGUGUGUGUGUGUGUGUGUGUGUGUGAACUCAUUUAGAAAAAAAUGCUUCUGGAAACUCAGUUGAGAUAUUGUGCAAGCCAUAUACAUGUUAGAUGAAGCUUAUCAUGUAUGCUAUUGUGUACAGUUGUGUCGUAUGAUCAUUUGUGGUAUUAGGCAGUAUUGUUCCCAACCCAAGACUUGGGCUGCUGAACAUUCACUUAAAUUAUCUUUAAGGCAGACAGUUGUUUUUUUAAUUGUCAAUUUUGGUUCAGCAGCCAGAUGUUAUUAAUUUUCCAUUCUUGGAACAGAUUUGCAUGGUAGUGUUUUUAUUUUUGCAACAUUUUUUGUAUUGUUAUAUGAAUAGCUGAUAUAUAAAAAAAAAAUCCAAAAAAGUCGUGUCUGGCAGCAUGAAUAAACUGUGGGAAGCAUUUUCCAUGACUUAUCUCUGCAGUGGACACAAUUAUGCACGAAUGUAAUGUGAUGCAUUGACUGUGUCACCGAUGUUUUGAUAAUGACUCCCAUUAUAAUAAAUGUAUCUACCACCUGUGCAUGUUGUGGUUCUGGCAUCACAAAUCAAUGACAAGAUUAGCUUUCCAAAGUGGUUAUUUCUCCAAAAGCAGUCAACCACCCACUCGUACUACAUACAUACAGUGCCCUCUGGUGGUAGCACUGCAUACUGCAGCAACACAGUGCACACGCAAGAGAAGACGUUGUAUUUAUUUUUAUUUUUUAUUGAAAGAUUUGUCUAGAAAGGAAAAAAAAAUCAAACCAAAAGAGACAUUGGGAACUACAUCAAUAUCCACUGGCUCUACAGACACUCUCAGAAUCACAAUUGAAAAGACAUGGAGGGCAUGUGACCAAGCAAAUAAAAAAAUAGCAUCAUCAAAGUUUUUUUUUUGUCUGUUGCAUUUUCUUUUCCACACCUGUACAAAAACUGAUCUCAUAAAUAUUACUCUCUGCUCUCUCUGUCUGCCUUGUCUUAUCGAGGUUUGUAUCUGCUUGGUUUUGGUUGAAUCCAUUUUUUCUUUCAAUGUUUUCUCUUGUGUUAGCGGAGGGUGCGGGAGCCUCAAGACCGGCACGUGCGUUUUUUUAGUGCUCUUU